Molecule: messenger RNA, 1933 nt
Organism: Anolis sagrei ordinatus
Lineage: Eukaryota; Metazoa; Chordata; Lepidosauria; Squamata; Anolidae
Gene: AS3MT
Product: arsenite methyltransferase
Biological process (GO): arsonoacetate metabolic process; toxin metabolic process
Cellular component (GO): cytosol
Molecular function (GO): arsenite methyltransferase activity
Source: RefSeq, a predicted model, not a curated record
CCCAGGCAGGAAGAAGCCACCCCUUGAAUCUACAAGGCCAUUCAAUGCUAAUCAAGGUGGCCAAUUGCAACAUUCACACCUACCUCCAAUAGACAAAAGUUAUUUCUCUCACCCUGGACAUUCCACAGAUAUAAAAACCCCAUUUUCCUAGUUUCCAACAGUCACUCCUAACCUCUGAGGAUGCCUGCCAUAGAUGCAGGCGAAACGUCAGGAGAUAAUGCUUCUGGAACAUGGGUAUACAGUCCGGAAAACAGCAACCCAGGCAGAAUAGAGUUCAAAGCCAUUGUUUGGGGAACAAUAAGAGAUUGUUAUCACCCUGCCCUGUCUCUAGCCUUUCUGCUGGAAUGUAGGUUGAAAAUGAGAUGCUUGGAACUGGAGUGUGCAUAUAUGCCCAAGUAGCUGUCGAUUUAGGGAAACUAUAGGAAUACUCAGAGGUGGUUUUGCCAGGUAAUAUGCCUCUGAAAUACAGCCGGUCUCCCAUCCUAGUCCUGACCAUGAUUGCUCCUGCUUAGUCCUCAAGAUCAGGCAGGAUCUGGUGGAGCAAAGUGCUGGAAGGAGCAAUGAAAAAUGUGGAAGGAGAGAGAUCCGCCCGCAGAAACCCAGCAGAUCCCCUUCCGGGCACAGCCACGCCUCUGAUGAAUCAUAAAGCGGUUCCAUGGCGGGUCAGUUCUGUUAAGGAGGAGCCCGAGCCUGCUUUGUGUUGUUUUGGUUCAUUCCGAAGGUUGGAGAAAGCCCAGACUGGUCCAAAAAAUGGCUGCAGAGAAGAUCUACAAGGAGGUGCAGGACUAUUAUGGCAAAGAUCUGAAGAAAACAGAGGAUCUAAAAACCAACGCUUGUGUUACUCCAGCAAGGCCUUUGCCUGCCUUUAUCAGAGAAGCACUGGAAUGUGUUCAUGAAGAGAUUUCAGCAAAAUACUAUGGUUGUGGACUUGUAGUCCCAGAAUGUUUAGAGGGCUGCUGGAUAUUGGAUUUGGGUAGUGGAAGCGGUAGAGACUGUUAUAUGCUCAGUCAGCUGGUUGGAGAAAAUGGGCAUAUCACUGGGGUAGACAUGACUGAAGCCCAGGUAGAAGUAGCGAAGAAACACAUUGAUUAUCACAUGAACAAAUUUGGCUACAAGAAACCCAAUGUUAACUUUAUUCAUGGUUACAUAGAAAAACUGAGCGAAGCAGGCUUGAAGGGCGAAAGUUAUAACCUUGUAAUCUCCAAUUGUGUGGUUAAUCUUUCCCCUGAUAAACAAGCUGUCCUGCAUGAAGCCUAUCAGAUGUUAAAGGAAGGUGGGGAGAUGUAUUUCAGUGAUGUGUAUGCCAGCUGUGACUUGCCAGAGGACAUCAGGAAACACAGAGUCUUGUGGGGUGAAUGCCUAGCAGGAGCCUUAUGGUGGAAGGAUCUCUACAAAAUUGCCAAGGAAGUUGGAUUCCAGACACCUCGGUUGGUGACUGCCUCCCGGAUAACCCUUGAAAACAAGGAACUGGAAAGUAUUGUGGGCAACUGCCAGUUUGUUUCUGUGACUUUCCGCCUCUUCAAGAUCCCCAAGGAUACCACGGCACAACGGUGUGAGGUUAUUUACAAAGGAGGAAUCACUGGACAUGAAAAGGAACUAGAGUUUGAUGUCAACUACAGGUUCAAGCAAGGAGAAAUUGUGAAUGUUGAUGAGGAGACAGCAGCUAUUCUGCAGAACUCCAGAUUUUCUGCAAAGUUCCUGAUCCAACCAUUGGAGAAGAAGCAACCUAGUCCAAAAGGAUGCCAUCCUGGGAAACAAAAGCAGAAGAUUGAAGACCCAUUUAAAUUUGUGGAGCUGAUGGAGGCCAAAGGCACUAUGAAAACUCCAUCAGGAUGCUGUGGGUCCAAAGGAUGCUGUUGAACUUUGCAGUCUCAUAGUGAAAACCAGAUUUUUAAAAAUGCUAUAGAAGUAAUAAAGCAAUAUUAUGGUUUCU